GAAACCUCUGGUAUACAAACGAAGACGAUACUGCGAUCAACAGGACUGCGCCCACGUCGUAGACACGAUCGGAUUAAGAGCAGACGCUGUUCAAAUCGAGGAAAUAACGACAAUUUGCGGAUCGUCAACACAGUUUAUUUAACACAAACGCUGUUCACUGGAGUCUGCGUUACAAGAGUUCAAGAAAUGCAUCUAAGUCCAUUUAAAUCCAUAUAAGGACUCGGGUAUUCGUGUUUUGAUUAUUCUGAUGAGAGUGAACGCAAAUUCAUAAUUACACCGACAGAAACAUUUAAAAUUGACUAACUUUGCAUGGCUGAAGUGCAGCAAACUUUGCAAAGUUUAUCCCUUCUGCGCACUUUACCUGUCGCGAUGGCGGAGGACGACAAUGUCAUCGCAAGUGUUCCCGAAAGUGAUGUUCCAAGUAGCAGUUUUAGCGUUCUUAGCUGGGAGCAAGUGCAGCGGUUGGACAUUAUACUGACAGAGACCAUUCCUAUCCAUGGUAGGGGCAACUUCCCCACGUUGGAGGUGAAACCUCGACAAAUUGUAAAAGCUGUGAGCAGUCGCAUGGAGGAGAGUAAGAUACGCGUCCGAGACGUGCGUCUGAACGGGUCUGCUGCGAGCCACGUUCUUCACGAAGAUAGUGGACUUGGGUAUAAGGACCUUGAUCUCAUAUUUUGUGCUGACCUAAAAGGCGAGACGGAAUUUCAGAUAGUUAAAGACAUAGUUUUGGACUGUCUCCUGGACUUUCUUCCCCAGGGAGUAAAUAAGGAGAAAAUCACACCGUUAACCUUAAAGGAAGCCUAUGUUCAGAAGAUGGUAAAAGUUUGCAAUGACUCAGACCGCUGGAGCCUCAUCUCCCUCUCCAACAACAGAGGCAAGAAUGUGGAGCUCAAGUUUGUAGACUCGUUGCGGCGACAGUUCGAGUUCAGCGUGGACUCCUUCCAGAUCAAACUGGACUCUCUCCUCCUCUUUUAUGAAUGCUCAGAGAACCCCAUGGCCAAUGCCUUUCACCCCACCAUCAUUGGCGAGAGCAUGUAUGGAGAUUUCAGCGUGGCUCUGGAGCACCUGCGUAACAAGGUGAUCUGCACAAGAAACCCAGAGGAGAUCCGGGGUGGGGGUCUGCUGAAAUACUGCCACCUGCUGGUGAGGGGCUUCCGUGCUGCCUCUGAGUCUGAGAUGAAGUCCCUGCAGCGCUACAUGUGCUCACGCUUUUUUAUUGACUUCUCAGACAUAAACGAGCAGCAGAGGAAGCUGGAGUCCUACCUCCAGAACCACUUUGUGGGGCUGGAGGACCGCAAGUACGACUAUCUGAUGACUCUGCAUGGGGUGGUGAACGAAAGUACGGUAUGCCUGAUGGGACAUGAGAGGCGACAGACGUUAGGGCUCAUCGCCAUGCUGGCUGUGCGGGUGCUGGCGGAGCAGAAUGUCAUACCAAAUGUGGCAAAUGUCACCUGCUACUACCAGCCUGCCCCUUAUGUAACAGAUGGCAACUUCAGUAAUUACUAUAUUGCUCAGGUGCAGCCAGUGUUUGCCUGCCAGCAGCAUACCUACUCAACCUGGUUACCUUGUAACUGAGCACAUGGAGAAUUAGAGAAGGAGAGUGAGAAAGUUGCAUUCUUAUAAAGAAUCUGAACCCAAUUUGUAAUUCGUCCUGAGCAUUUCAGAAAAGCCAAAGCAAAUAGUUGAUCUACUUAAUUAAAAGCUCCAUGUUCUCUACACUGUGUUAAAGCAUAAUUGAUCAUUAAAAAGGGGAAAUGAUAAUCAGCUGCUGUGAUGUCUGCUCCAGACAGGGUUCCUGUUUUGUUGUGAAAUUGCAGUUCUUUACAGCCUUGAUAACAGAUGUCACGAAGGUUCAGUGUAGCCUCCUUUCGUCCAUAUGUGGAAUGAUAUUUAGUCUUUUUAUUUUCUUAAGCUAACUAGUUCUAGAAAACGCAAACAAAAACACCAUUAAAGACUGGGCCUAGGACUCGAUAACGCUGUUGUGAAUGUUAAAAGUCUUUACAUGGACAGAAGCCUGGCUCUGUUAUGGUGUGGUGUGGAGAGCUCCAUGCAUGCAAGUGGUCUGCAUUCAGAGGUAUAGUGCGCAAAAUAAGAGCUUAAGGAAAACAAGUCUCCAUCAAGCUCUUUCGAUCUGGCACAAGUAAGGUGAGGGGAAAACAUAUUUACAUCGCAAAAGGCAAAAAGUUAAUAUCAGAUAAAAGGUUAUGUUCUUAAAACAUGUUUACAAAACCAAAGAUUUUAUGAUUGUGUGUUUUUAUUGUCCAAAUUUGGAGAAAGUGUUGUCUAUAUUUGUAUAUUUGAAACAUUCAUUCGAAGUGCCUAAUGCCAUUGUAAUACAGUAAGGGAAUUAAGCAGACUAAUAUUUUUUGUGAAUAAGAAAAAAAACAAGUCCAUGAUCCUUAUACACAACAAAGUGACUCAAAGCUUGUGAAUGUAUAGUAUUUUUCCUGAUUUUCAAUGUGUCAUUUUGGUAAAAAUUUAAAUCCUAAGGUAGCAACAUUGCAGAAAGAAAAGAGAGAUAAUAUAGCACAUCUCAAGAUGUAUGGUGCUUUAUGUUUGAAAUACUGAAUUUUAAAAAAAGAAAAAAAAUCAAUUAGCCACAUUAUCUUUCUCUUAAUUUAUUUUUGCUUGUUAUGAGCAGAAUCCAGAGUCAAACUACAUUGACUCCCUUAAUUAAUUUGUUACUGUAUGUAGGAUAAUUAACAAGGUGGCUUUUCAAUGCUCCAUAAGGUCACGCAGUCUCGCUGUACAGCAUGAGCUUGCUGUAUAUUUUGGUUGUAGUUCAGAUCAGCUAUUACGUUCGCCUUAUAGCAGACAAGUGUACAAAAACCCUGUGUCAGGCGAGAAAAGGAAGCAAAAGCAGGGUGCGGUAGAAAGACAAAGAGCUGUCUUAUUUAACACAGAGAGGGGAGUGUGUUUUCCUGCUGCUAUAGGGGACAAUAUUUGUCAAAGCACUUCUGAUGGUGGGACACUAUUUGAUGUAACACCCUAGCAGGGAAUUCCACAGUCACUGCUGAAGCGGUGAGACUAAAACUAGCUGUGUUCAUACUUCCUCGCUUGAGCUUGCCGUUCUGUGUGUGCAGCAUUAACCCGGCAUUCAACCCGUGCAGACGGAGUUAACCUGUUCCUGAUUAACAGUGGCGAAAGGAAACAUGUCUGGACGGUAGCACAGAUAUUUAAAUUUAAGAAGGAGAAGGAGAGAAUGUGUGAAAGAGUGUGUGGGGGAGGUGAGACCAUAGAGGAGAGUAGAACUGGAGAGAUGGGUGCAACUGGUGAAGGGGUUCAUCUCCUCCUGCAAAUCGUUUUAAUGAGCACCACCUCUGUCAUAGUCUGAAAUGCGCUGGCUCUUUAUUUAAAGAAACAGAAAUGAACAAUUUUAAGAUACAUAAUCACCCAACACAGAGAAAUUUAGAGGUAACAGUGAAAUGAGUAUUGUCCCAAGAGACUGUGUUCUUCAUUCUGCUCGUUUUGCAUGUUUUUUACUGACAAGGUUUCCCCUAUAGAUGUGUGUGAUGCUGAGAGUAAAAGUGCACUAGCCUGUGUGUAGACUGUGCUGUGUGGCUACUGCUGACCGAAGCAGAAGGAGCAAACAUUCUUUUUCGUGUGCUGGUAUUUUAUUUGCUCAUCUCUGCUUUUGAGUCGAUCAGUUUGUUGUUUAUGCCCAACGUUGCUGUUUGUUUUGUAACAUUUUUGUAACACAUGUCCUGUGGGCAUCACAGUUGGAACCCCCCUACCCCCCCAUGAAGGUUGCAAAAGCUCAGUGUUGUUUUCCCUGUCCACUGGCAAAAGCAAGUAGAAUAUUAUGCUAUGUUGCAGUGUUCAACAAUUGUUUAAAAAUUCAGAGUGAGACAAACUUUCUGUAUUUUAUGAAGCUUGUUUUUAAUAAUUGUAUUACACACUCUAAUUGUCAUUCUGCUUUGAACUCUGUGGUAAAGCUGCUAAAUGUUGAUUUCUGAACUGCUUUUUUUUUUUUUGCAAAUGUUGCUGUUUCUAAAAGGUCGAAGAGUUAAAGGAUUUCUCCUCAAUAAAAAAAAAGAUUUAAAA
Electrophorus electricus (electric eel) is the source of this 4044-nucleotide messenger RNA. RefSeq names its product terminal nucleotidyltransferase 5Aa (gene tent5aa). Gene Ontology annotation, biological process: mRNA stabilization. The record is from RefSeq and is a predicted model, not a curated record. NCBI's taxonomy places the organism in Eukaryota, Metazoa, Chordata, Actinopteri, Gymnotiformes, Gymnotidae. Gene Ontology annotation, molecular function: poly(A) RNA polymerase activity; RNA binding.